Molecule: messenger RNA, 2335 nt
Organism: Styela clava
Lineage: Eukaryota; Metazoa; Chordata; Ascidiacea; Stolidobranchia; Styelidae
Source: RefSeq, a predicted model, not a curated record
CAUUCUAUGUUUCGCAGACUAUUUUCUAUGAAUCGAUUUUUUUAAAUAAAACAACAUCAUAUAUAAAAUGAAGAUCAUUUGUGCGGGCCUUCCGAAAACCGGGACGAAGUCUUUGGUAAUGGCCUUGCGUCAAUUAGGAUACACAGUAUAUGACAGUCCAGAACAUGCUCUUUUUCACAAUGAAGAAUGGGGCAGAAUACUGGAUGGCAAAACAACUUCGGAAGCGUUUUUAGAAAUGUACGAUGAUGUAGAUGCGGUGGCAGAUACUCCAGCUUGUGCAAUGUGGGAUCAUAUACUGGAAGCUUAUCCCGAUGCAAAGGUAAUAUUAACAGUUCGGGACAACGAAGACACUUGGUAUGAUAGUUUCAGACGACAUUUCAAAAAGUACGGCGAAGUCUAUCCUCUGUCAAAAAAUUCUGAGCGACUCGAAAUCAUUACAAGACUCGCUUCGUCAAGUUUAAAUCGACACUGGAAAACGAUUAACAAUGGAUUGAUUGCCUGUUUUGGUUUCCAGGUUUGCUCAGACAACACAAACCAAAUGCUUGCCAAGUCAGCGUACCGUAGACACAAUGCUUACGUCGAAGGUCGUUGCCGAUCUGAUCAGUUACUCGUGUUUAACGUGAAAUCCGGUUGGAAACCGUUAUGUGAAUUUCUUGGUCAUGAUUUGUCGGAUCGAGGACCUUUUCCACACGUGAACAAGAACGGCGAAAUCAUACCAGACAACCUCGGGUUUGAAAAUUUGGCAACACUUAAAAAGACAUUAGUUAACCAAUUAAUCUCGGGAUUGUUUAUGAAAUUUGUAUUUGUUUGUCUAUUGGUUGGUGUAUUUAUCAUGAUUUGAUCAGUUUACUUUCAAUUUGAGCAUUUUCAAUUCAUUCCAUACCGAUUCUGACCUAUGUGAAAUCCACUGACCUCGUACUCGGAUUUUUAAUAAUUCCUCAUUUGCAUGCCCUACUUCAGCAUAUGAUGAAGUAAAUGAUGAAGUGCGGUCUGUUCUCAAUUAAUUACAGAUAACUCGGUUUCAUUGAAAAAUGGUGGAGGAGUUACGGAAAUAUCAUAAAUAAAAUAUUUUUAUUAUUCGUCGCAUCCUUUAAUUAUGUCCUAGUUAAUUCUGCCACAAAUAUACCGAAGUUUAUUUUGUUACAAUAUUUAUUAAAACAAGAACAUAAGAUGCGUGAAGUACAUGAAUAUGUCUAUGAAUUCCUGCUUGUCAAAAAUGUUCUGACUUUGUUACUUAGUUUUCUUACUUAUUUCUUUAUACAUUAACUAUCAUUAUAAUAUGCAAUGAUAUUGAAAAUGAUGUGUCGUGUAUAUGAAAGUCAUAAAUACUUUGCAGAUUGAUAAAUUUCUCGUGUCACUGGCACUAAUUGUAAAUGGGAUAACUCUCGUUUCUUCCUUUUUCUUCGAAUUUAACGAGUAAACAUGCCUAACGGCUAAACGUGAAGUUUCUAUACAAUGCCACGCAUUUUUGUGGCUUUUAGAAAGACAGUACUACCUACUUAAGUCGCAGCAAUCUACAAACGUAAACAAUAAACUAGAUAUAUGCUGAUGAAAUGAUGUCAUAUUGAAGGAUCGUCAAAACACAUCUAUUUCAAUUUUGAUACAAAAUUAUUAACAAUCUAUAAUUUUGAUUGUAAAUUUUCAUAGAUCAUCUUUAUAUUGUUUAUUAUUUGAAAAUUUGAAUAAUUUUGGAUUUCAACGAAAUACUAUAUACUACUAUGUAUUGAUAACAUAUCGAAAGUCCGAUUUACUUUUGGGUGAAAUGAAGGCUUUUCGGCGAUUUUUUUUCCUACAAUCGAUAUAACUGAUUAAUAUUUUAUGAUUAGUCUUAGUGGAAAAUAAAAUUUAUUACAUUUUUCUAAAUACUCUUUUCAAAUCCUCCCAUACCAACAAAUAAGUAAUUAUGUUUUGCAAAUUUGUAUAUUCUUAUAAUCAAUUUUGAGGGAACAAUAUUAUAAAAUUCAUUUAUAGCGAAAAAUAAGGUUCAAUUUUGUGCCUUCAAACAGAAUUGAUGUAUUUUGACAGAAUUAGUUUAUAUUCGUAAGUUGAAUGAAGCCCGAAACAGCAACAGUGCAACUGUAAACCCAGUAAUAACUCUGUAACUUAGUCAAAACUCAGUGCUUCACCUUUCGGCAGAGGGAGGAGACGUGCGUCAUAAACGAGGAAUUAAAAUAUAACUAACAAUUGAUCGAUUGUGACUGAAUAAAAAAGCAACCAUGUUUUCUAUUUUGAUGUUUUUGCCAGCCAAUGCAAUGUUUUAUAACGAUAUAUGUAUUUGAUUCAACAUUGUGAAAUAUUGUGUUGAAAUUACAUUAAUUUAUUUGUCAUACAUGUA